GGCCGGCCGUCUCGGCAUGGACGGCAACGGCCGGGCAGAGAUCGACUGCACCGGCCAGGGCGCGCUCUUCGUCGUCGCUCGCUCGGACCUCACCAUCGACGACUUCCGCAGCUUCUUGCCGUCGCCGGAGCUAAGGACGCUGUUUGUUCCCCGCGUCGAAGACCACUCGCCGUCCGUCUUGUGCGCUGUCCAGGUGACCUUCUUGAAGUGCGGCGGGGUGGCAUUAGGGACGGCGCUGCACCACGUCGCCGUCGACGCCAUCAGCGCGUUCCACUUCUUGCAGAUCGCCAUGGGCGGCGGCUCGGCGGCCCUAGAGCUCCCGUUCCACGACCGCACCCUCCUCCGCGCGCGCUCCCCACCCUUUGUCCACCCCGACGCCUUCUCGGUCUUCAGCCCCCAGCUGAAAUUAUCCGUCGAGCCGUCGGAGACCGUCGUCACCCAGGCUUUCGUCGUCUCCAAGGACCAGGUCACCGCUCUCAAGCGUGCCUGCGUCGGCGGCGACGGCGGCCGCGUGAGCACGUUCUGUGCCCUGAGUGCCCACGUGUGGCGGUGCGUCUGCGUCGCCCGCCGGCUGCCACCGGACGCUACCACCCGCCUGACCUUCCCGGCCAGCGUCCGGCGCAGCAUAAGGCCACCACUCCCGCCUGGCUACUGCGGCAACGGGAUCAUCUGGCUUGGCGCGGCUGGCAAGGUGCGAGACGUCACCUCCUCGGAGUCGGAGGACCUGGUGUUCGUGGCCGGCCAGAUCAACAGCGCCGUCCGUCGGAUGGACGACGAGCUAGUGCGCUCGGCGAUAGACUACUUCGAGCUCACCGAGAUCAACAGCAAGCCGGCGCCGGGGCGCAUGCCAGAGACGGAGCUGCGGGUGAUCAGUUGGCUUGGCAUGCCGGUGUACGACGUGGACUUCGGGGGGGGGAAGCCGCUGGCAAUGCUGCGCGCAGUGUCGGAGCGCGCCGGGUUCGUCUAUCUGAUGGACAGCGGGAAGGGGGACGGCGGCGUGCGCGUCCUCAUGUGUACGGAGGCCGCGAUCCUCAACGACUUCCAGCGCCUACUGUACGCCCGGUUCUAGCUCCAGGCGCGGCUCCACCACCUCCACCUCCACCUCCAUCUCCAUCUCCACCUUGUCCACACCCACCGUCUCCAAAGAUCAGAGUACGGAUUGGGCCUUUCACCCUGUCAAUUUAUCAAACACCUCCACUGCCACCACCAAGGUAUUUUUGGAACUUCCGUUGGGGAGCCACGUCACUCUCGUAUUGUGCCAGUAUUUUUUUUUUUUGGCGUGAGAAAUUUUCAAUCAUGUAAUAAAAAUUACAACCAUGUUUGUGGAUCAUCUAACAACGACUA
Molecule: messenger RNA, 1344 nt
Organism: Triticum urartu
Lineage: Eukaryota; Viridiplantae; Streptophyta; Magnoliopsida; Poales; Poaceae
Product: putrescine hydroxycinnamoyltransferase 1-like
Molecular function (GO): acyltransferase activity, transferring groups other than amino-acyl groups
Source: RefSeq, a predicted model, not a curated record